This is a messenger RNA of Perca flavescens (yellow perch), 683 nucleotides long. RefSeq lists its product as uncharacterized. The record is from RefSeq and is a predicted model, not a curated record. Bases 72 to 683 code for a protein of 203 amino acids. Lineage: Eukaryota; Metazoa; Chordata; Actinopteri; Perciformes; Percidae. The transcript is spliced from 3 exons.
AUGACGCAGUGAAUGUAGGAGAAGAAUUACUGUCUGCACUUACAAAUUUAAGUACUGUUAUCCAACAGGAGAUGGAGAAUGAGCAGACAUUUAUAACACUGGAUUUGCAGAAGGGCUUUCGUGGGCGUCCACGAUUGACGACGUCAGUAGAGACCCUCACACAUCUUCUAGAACUUGGGCUGCCAUCAAAAUGCAUCGCUAGACUCCUUGGUGUGUCGAGAGCUACACUUUUUAGGCGGAUGGCUGAAAAUAAUCUAUCUAUAUCUGCCUCAUACAGUGGCUGCAGUGACGAUGAAUUGGACUCAUUGAUCACAGGAAUUAAGAGCACAAUGCCAGAUGCUGGGUGCAGAGUAGUCAAAGGUGCUCUACUUGCACAGGGACACAGAGUGCAAUGGGACAGAGUGUAUGCAUCCAUGCAUCGCGUGGACAGUGUAGGUGUACUUUCCAGGAUGACUCGUCUGAGAUGUGUGGUGAGGAGGACGUACACAGUUCCUUACCCAAAGUACAUGGUGCACAUUGACACCAAUCACAAGCUCAUCAGGUACAACUUUGUUAUCUUUGGGGGAAUAGAUGGCUAUUCAAGAAAGAUGAUGUACCUCAAGGUAGCAGACAACAACCGAUCUGAUACACACCUGGCAUUCUUCAAUGAAGCUGUGAAUGAGCAUGGGUUUCCUCUGAGGUAG